AUGCGUCUUGCAUUCCACAUUCCCGACCUUUCGUUGGAGAACGCGAACGCUUAUUUACGACCACACCUAUUCUCACCCACCCUCCACCCACUGGCCUACUCUCACCCGCCCUCCACCCCACACACUGUACACUCAUCCGCCCUCCACCCACACCCACCUACUCUCAUCAGCCCUCCAACCCACAACCUACUCUCACCCACGUUCCACCCAACUCACCAAUUUUUACCCACCAUUCAACCAUACACACCUACUUUCCCCCACCCCCAACCCACACACGCCUAUUCUCAUCCCCCCUCAACCCCACACACAUACUCUCAUGCACCCUCCACCAACACGCCUACUCUCAUCCACCCUCCACCCUACACACCUAUUCUUACCCACCCUCCACCCCACACACCUAUUCUCACCCACCCUCCCCACACCUACUCUCACCCACCCUCCACCCCAUACACCUACUUUCAUGCACCCUCCACCCACACACACCUACUUACAUCCUCCCCACACAUCUACUCCCCUCCACCCACACACACCUACUCUCAUCCCACACAUCUACUCUCAUCCACCCUCCACCCCACACACCUACUCUCCCCCACCCUCCACCCCCACACACCUACUCUCAUCCACCCUCCACCCCACACACCUACUCACCCCCACCCUCCACCCACACACACCUACUCUCAUCCCACACAUCUACUCUCAUCCACCCUCCACCCCACACCCACCAACUCUCAUCCACCCUCCACCCCACACCCACCUACUCUCAUCCACCCUCCACCCACACACCUACUCUCCCUCACCCUCCACCCACACACACCUACUCUCAUCCCACACAUCUACUCUCAUCCACCCUCCACACCACACACCUACUUUCAUGCACCCUUCACCCACACACACAUACUUACAUCCACCCCACACAUCUACUCCCCUCCAUCCAAACACACCUACUCUCAUCCAUCCCACGCAUCUACUCCCCUCAACCCACACACACCUCCUCUCAUCCCACACAUCUACUCUCAUCCACCCCACACAUCUACUCCCCUCCACCCAAACUACUCACAUCCACCCUCCACCCAAACACACCUACUCUCAUCCACCCUUCACCCAACAUACCUACUCUCAUCCCACACACCUACUGUCAACCACCCUCCACUUCCACACACCUACUCUGACCCAACCCCACCCCCACACACCUACUCUCAUCCACCCUCCACCCACACACACCCACUCUCACCCACCCUCCACCAGCACACCUAUUCUCACCCACCCUCCACCCACUCGCCUACUCUCACCCGCCCUCCACCCCACACACUGUACACUCAUCCGCCCUCCACCCACACCCACCUACUCUCAUCAGCCCUCCAACCCACAACCUACUCUCACCCACGUUCCACCCACACUCACCAAUUUUUACCCACCAUUCAACCAUACACACCUACUUUCACCCACCCCCAACCCACACACGCCUAUUCUCAUCCCCCCUCAACCCCACACACAUACUCUCAUGCACCCUCCACCAACACGCCUACUCUCAUCCACCCUCCACCCUACACACCUAUUCUUACCCACCCUCCACCCCACACACCUAUUCUCACCCACCCUCCCCACACCUACUCUCACCCACCCUCCACCCCACACACCUACUUUCAUGCACCCUCCACCCACACACACCUACUUACAUCCUCCCCACACAUCUACUCCCCUCCACCCACACACACCUACUCUCAUCCCACACAUCUACUCUCAUCCACCCUCCACCCCACACACCUACUCUCCCUCACCCUCCACCCACACACACCUACUCUCAUCCCACACAUCUACUCUCAUCCACCCUCCACACCACACACCUACUUUCAUGCACCCUUCACCCACACACACCUACUUACAUCCACCCCACACAUCUACUCCCCUCCACCCAAACACACCUACUCUCAUCCAUCCCACGCAUCUACUCCCCUCAACCCACACACACCUCCUCUCAUCCCACACAUCUACUCUCAUCCACCCCACACAUCUACUCCCCUCCACCCAAACUACUCUCAUCCACCCUCCACCCAAACACACCUACUCUCAUCCACCCUUCACCCAACAUACCUACUCUCAUCCCACACACCUACUGUCAACCACCCUCCACUUCCACACACCUACUCUGACCCAACCCCACCCCCACACACCUACUCUCAUCCACCCUCCACCCACACACACCCACUCUCACCCACCCUCCACCAUCACACCUAUUCUCACCCACCCUCCACCCACUCGCCUACUCUCACCCGCCCUCCACCCCACACACUGUACACUCAUCCGCCCUCCACCCACACCCACCUACUCUCAUCAGCCCUCCAACCCACAACCUACUCUCACCCACGUUCCACCCACACUCACCAAUUUUUACCCACCCUCCAACCAUACACACCUACUUUCACCCACCCUCAACCCACACACGCCUAUUCUCAUCCCCCCUCAACCCCACACACAUACUCUCAUGCACCUUCCACCAACACGCCUACUCUCAUCCACCCUCCACCCUACACACCUAUUCUUACCCACCCUCCACCCCACACACCUAUUCUCACUCACCCUCCACACACCUACUCUCACCCACCCUCCACACCUACUCUCACCCACCCUCCACACCUACUCUCACCCACCCUCCACACCUACUCUCACCCACCCUCCACACCACACACCAACUCUCAUCCACCCUCACACCAACUCUCACCCACCCUCCACCCACACACGCCUAAUCUCAUCUACCAUCCACCCUCACACACAACUACUCACAUCCAACCAAUCCACCCCCACAAACCCACUCUCACCCAUUUUCCCACCCACAUACCUACUCUCGUCCGACACCCUUCACCCCUUGCAUUUUUACACAUGCCUUGA
Molecule: messenger RNA, 2886 nt
Organism: Lytechinus pictus (painted urchin)
Lineage: Eukaryota; Metazoa; Echinodermata; Echinoidea; Temnopleuroida; Toxopneustidae
Exons: 2
Coding region: 1-2886 (961 amino acids)
Source: RefSeq, a predicted model, not a curated record